Molecule: messenger RNA, 1568 nt
Organism: Rhodamnia argentea
Lineage: Eukaryota; Viridiplantae; Streptophyta; Magnoliopsida; Myrtales; Myrtaceae
Exons: 9
Coding region: 67-1302 (411 amino acids)
Source: RefSeq, a predicted model, not a curated record
CUCGCUUCGCCGUUUCAGCUCCCAUUCUCAGGUAAGAGGCUCGGUCGCUGAAUCGCAACGUCGGUUAUGGAACUGGGCACAUCAGUUCUCGGCUCUCCGCUCAGGUGCAUCUCCCCAAAAGCUCUCACUUGUCGUGGACUCAGUUGCUCUCGAAUCCGCAACUUGGUACAGUCCAAGAUUCAAUCUUGUAGUCUCAAUCGGGCCAGCAACCUUCGUCUUCGACGCAUGGUCUCUGAUGGGUAUGUGGGAAGUGGCGGCUUUGGCGUCAGCAGUAAUGCUAACGGUGCUCUUGGGAACAGCAGAAGCAAGAUAUACAAGAGGUUAGAUUCUUGCUUGGUGAUACCUCCGCCCAGUGGUAGGAAGCCACGUGCCAUCAUCAAGUUCUUGGGUGGUGCCUUCAUUGGAGCUGUUCCUGAAGUCACCUACAGCUAUUUGAUCGAGCUUUUGGCAAAGGAGGGGUUUCUGAUCAUCGCAGUGCCUUACAAUGUGACCUUUGACCAUGCCCGAGCUGCUGGUGAGAUAUAUGAGAAGUUCCAUUGUUGCUUGGAUAAUGUCUUGACAUCUGGAUUGCCCGAUGACAACUUAUCUGCUGCUGAUCUUGUUGAUCUGCCUCUCUUUUCUGUUGGUCACAGCAAUGGUGCACUUCUCCAAGUACUAGCCGGAAGUUACUUCUCUGAGAAGAUACCAAAGGCCAAUGCCAUAAUAUCGUACAACAACCGACCAGCAUCAGAGGCAGUUCCUUACUUUGAGCAGCUGGGUCCUCUUGUUAAUCAAGUGAUGCCACUUAUGGAGGUAUCCCCUGUUUACAAUAUGGCUAGAAAUGCCUCAGGAGAUGCAUUCAAAAUGUUAUUCGACACAGCUGGUGCAGUGAUAGCAGAGUAUGACCGGGAAGCCCUAGUCUCUUUGAACAAGUUCAUUGAUCAGUUGCCUUUAGUACUAAAUCAGGUAUCUGAGGGGAUAUCAGAGUUCAAACCAACACCCUCUGAAAAUCUCGAGUACUUCAAGAAUGCAUACAAUGUGCCACACACACUUUUGUUGAAGUUCAAUGUGGAUCCUAUUGAUGAGACGGAUUUAUUGGAAGGGACUCUAAAGCCUCGGGUCGAGUCUUUUGGGGGGACAUUGGAAAAGGUCCAGUUAAGUGGUAACCAUAUCACGCCAUGCGCACAGGAACCUAAAUGGCAAGCCGGUUACCUGUAUACUCCGGCAGAUGCUAUUGCUCAGGGGCUCAAGACUCUUUCUUUGAAUGAGACUAGAGUCCUCUCUAGAACUAUAAGCAACUGGUUCAGACGUUUCGAAGCAUGAAAUGUCGAAUGCUGGGUAGUCCCUCUGCUCUCGGCAGGAUUUGGCUUAUCAAUAUAUAGUAGGCGUCAACAUAUCAUGAUACGGGUGCUUCCUGCCACAGUGCCAUUGCUUGCCUGAUGUCUGCACAAAUUCGAAGUCGAUAUUGAAUCCUCCCCUCGUCGACCUCUACGAUGAGGAUUAUGGUUCUCAUUUACAUCUUGACUACAAUUUAAAGUACAAGCUUGUUAAAAACCUGUUACAUUACAGAGUGAAGGGAAAUUUAAGGA